AUGGCGUUCGACACCGUGGUCACCGCGCUCACGGCUGGGGAGGUGACGCUCGUCGUCGUCGCGUGCUGCGUCGGGGCGUUCCUCAUCGGGGCGGUGGGCAUCGGCGGCGUCGUCGUCCUCCCGGCGUUGCUCGUGGCGGGGGUGGCGUUGGGGCCGGCGAUCGCGUCCGUGUACGUCGCGUUUCUCCCGGCGGGUGUUUUGAAGCUGUGCGUGCUGGGUCGGGUGCGGGGGCUGAUUCCUUGGCGGGCGGCGUUGGCGUGCGGCGCGCCCGCGGCGGUGGGCGCGGCGGCGGGCGGGGUGCUCGUGGAGUCGAGCCCGCGGCGGGUGAUGACGUUCCUGGUCGGUGGCGUCGCGGCGUUGGCCGGACUUCGAGACGCGAUGGAGAUCGUGGAUCGCAAACUGAAGGCGCGCGCCGCGUCGAGGGUUACGGGCGGAGCGAACGGCGAGACGCGCGCGGGUGGAACCGCGAACGUCGAGACGGCGAACGAGAACGGGAAGCGAACACACGAUAGUGGAGACACGGUAAAUAGUACGCACACGCACGAAUCUAUCGUCGAGGUCGAGGUCGUUUCGCCGGCAGAGGCGCCGGAGGAGCAGACGACGACUCUCGGGAGAACGCCGUCGUCAUCGACGACAUCUUUCGUAGACCGGUUCAGAAAGUGGUACUUCGUCGCACAAGUUAUCCCGUCGCACGAGCGCUGGGAACCGACGAAUAACGAGCUCGGUGUUCUCGCUGUGACUGGCUUACUAGUGGGUUUAAGCUCGGUGUUGACCGGGACAGGUGGGCCACUGAUCUUUAUCCCGUUUGUUCUCACAUGGAAACGAAGUUCAUCAAUUAACCGCAAGACGAUCAUCGGGUGUUCCGCGGUUUUAGCCGCGUUUUUGAGUUCCGCCGCCGUCGUGUCGUUGUUGAGCGCAGGUCUACGACCCGAUCCCGGUUUGACGAUUUUAAUGGCAUUCUGCGCCGCUGGAGGUAUUGGAGCUGGGGCGCGGAUUUUGCAAAUCGCGAGCAGGGAGUUUUUACAGUCCGCAAUGACGGUUUUAUUGUUGGCGGUCGCCGGAGCGACAAUCGCGAAAGCGGCGACGGAGUGA
Ostreococcus tauri is the source of this 1092-nucleotide messenger RNA. RefSeq names its product Transmembrane protein TauE like. NCBI's taxonomy places the organism in Eukaryota, Viridiplantae, Chlorophyta, Mamiellophyceae, Mamiellales, Bathycoccaceae. The coding region runs from base 1 to 1092 and encodes 363 amino acids. Gene Ontology annotation, cellular component: membrane. The transcript has a single exon. The record is from RefSeq and is a predicted model, not a curated record.